AUGAAGGCGAACGCUGAUGCUAGUAAGGAUCCGGCUUUGGAGGACAUGGCGAAGUACUUGGGGAUCCCUGAGGAAGUGCUUGAUUCGGCUGAAGCCAAAAGAGCUAGUUGUGACUUCCGUUCACCGUCGGAAGGUUUCACGAAGAUCGUCGUCAGCGCUCCGCGGGGAACCUUUGAAAAGGCGGAACGAGUCGUUCAAGAGAAUAAGUUGCUAGGAGAAAUCUGGACCGUUCUUAUGGGUUGGGCCAAACGGUAUUUCGAAGGCAAUGCGGACCAUAUUUGGCAAAAGCUGGUUGACCAUACAGGAAAGAAGCCUACGUUGGGUGGAGGUCGAAGUCGACGCCGACGGCAGCGGCGCGGACGUGGUGCGGUACGUUUCAACUGUUCUUCCUUCUACAAGGACGACGCUGAAGCUUUGGACGACUUUAAGUUCCGACAAGAGAAGGACGAAGAUGCGUCUCACUAUGCGAUUUCUGGACGGUAUUCGGAGCCCCUACAGCCGUAUGACAGUAAAGUUAGCUGCUCGUCUGGUCAUCAACUGCGCGUCCGUGGGAGUAUCGAUCUGCCCGUCCGAUUGGGAUCGAAAGCAGUCUCUGUGAAGCUGGUAGUAGCCGACAAACUACAUGUGAACGCUAUCCUGGUAGCCGACGCGUUAUGA
Messenger RNA from Phytophthora infestans T30-4, 657 nucleotides. RefSeq lists its product as uncharacterized. The record is from RefSeq and is a predicted model, not a curated record. Bases 1 to 657 code for a protein of 218 amino acids. The transcript is spliced from 4 exons. NCBI's taxonomy places the organism in Eukaryota, Oomycota, Peronosporomycetes, Peronosporales, Peronosporaceae.